AUCAGAACUGAUUGGUGAAAUCUUUCCAAAAUUAAUACGUUGAAGUCAAUCCCUUGAUUCUUAGUUUAUUUUGUGUUGAUGCCUAUCCCUGCUAUCUUCAGGCGAGAGGCGGGGUCCACCCUGAACUGGUCGCCAGCCAUUCGCAGGGCACAUAAACAAACAAUCAUUUGCGCCCACAUUCACACCUUUGGCCAAUUGAGAGCCUUCAAUCCACCUAGCUCGUAUGUUUUUGGGAUGUGGGAGGAAAAUGGAGUACGUACUUGAAGAAAACCUACGCAGGCAUGCCGAAAACAUGCAACGUCCACACGGCAACGGCAUGAAGAUGAACGGGUCGUCGGAACACUUGGAUCAGCCGGACCCGGACUCCAUCAAGAUGUUUGUGGGACAGAUUCCUCGUUCCUGGUCGGAAACGGAACUCAAGGAGCUUUUUGAGCCUUUCGGGGCUGUACAUCAGAUCAACAUCCUUCGCGAUCGCACCCAGAACCCCCCUCAGAGCAAAGGUUGCUGUUUUGUAACUUUUUAUACAAGAAAAGCUGCACUGGAUGCCCAGAAUGCCCUCCACAACAUAAAGACCUUAAGUGGGAUGCAUCAUCCUAUCCAGAUGAAACCCGCUGACAGUGAGAAAACGAGUGCAGUAGAAGACAGAAAGCUCUUCAUCGGAAUGGUUUCAAAGAAAUACGGCGAGAACGAGGUCAGGAUGAUGUUCUCGUCUUUCGGCCAGCUGGAGGAGUGCCGAAUCCUGCGCGGACCGGACGGGCAGAGUAGAGGCUGUGCGUUUGUCACAUUUGCUACCAGGGCAAUGGCACAGAAUGCAAUCAAAACCAUGCAUCACUCUCAGACUAUGGAGGGCUGCUCCUCGCCUCUGGUGGUGAAGUUUGCCGACACUCAGCGGGAUAAGGAGCAACGCCGCCUGCAGCAGCAGCUGGUGCAGCAGAUCCAGCAGCUCAACAGCGCCUCCACCUGGGGGAACCUGGCCGGCUUGGGCAGCCUCACGCCUCAGUACCUGGCUCUGCUGCAGCAGGCCGCUUCCACCAGCAACCAGACCAGUUUCAACAGUAUUCAGAGGUUAGGAGUGAAUCCCCUUCAGCUGCAGAAUUUGGCCACAUUAGCCGCCGCGGCCGCAGCGGCGCAAAGUUCUGGCAGCCCGACCUCCACUAGCGGCCUGUCAGCCGCCACCAGCGCCCUCGGAGCGCUGGCCAGUCCGGCCGGCUCGACGGCGGGUUCCAGUGCCAGCGCGGCCAUGAACACGUUGGCAUCUCUGGGCACCCUGCAGGGUCUCACCGGGGCCUCUGUGGGCCUCAACAACCUCAACGCUCUCACCAGCGGCGUCGGCGGUAUGGGGGCCCUGAACGGAGGCCUGGGCUCGUCCAUGGCCAACGGCUCGGCGGCCAGUUCCAUGGACGCGCUGACCCAGGCCUACUCGGGGAUGCAGCAGUACACGGCCUCGGCCCUGCCCUCCCUCUACCCCCAGCCUCUCCUGCAGCAGAGCAUCCCCGGCCACCAGAAGGAAGUAGGGCCAGAGGGUGCCAACUUGUUCAUCUACCACCUGCCGCAGGAGUUCGGGGACCAGGACCUUCUGCAGAUGUUCAUGCCCUUUGGGAACGUGGUGUCUGCCAAAGUGUUCAUCGACAAACAGACCAAUCUGAGCAAGUGCUUUGGGUUCGUCAGCUAUGACAAUCCCGUGUCGGCGCAAGCUGCCAUCCAGGCCAUGAACGGCUUCCAGAUCGGAAUGAAGCGGCUGAAGGUUCAGCUGAAGCGUUCCAAGAACGACAGCAAGCCCUACUGACUCCCCCGCGCCCCGCCCGUUCCCCCCGACCCUCCCUGUUUACCCCUCCUCCCCGGCUCUAAUGCUAGCAAUGCUAGGGUAAGUUCGCCCUCCGCCCAGUCACCGCAGCACAGACUCAUGGGGGGCGGAGAAAGGAGCCCUGCGGCUUUCCUUUUUAAAACAAAACGUUUGCAAUGCUAAUUUUCACAUCUACUGUAUUUCAUUCCUGCUGUUUUCGCUCGCCAUUUGACUGAAAUGUUUUAUUGUACGAUUAUUUACGACUAUCACUGGAGUUGGUGCUGUCGCUGAAGGAAGCUAGUGGUGGGGAGGGGGGGGGGGCGGGCGGGCAUGCUUUUGUCAUUGCGUUCAGCUCACGCUUAGACGGGUUGGCUAAGGAUGACCCGGGUUAGGAGGACCAAUCCACAAGCCGAGUCGCCGUCGUGCUUCUGGCGUCCGCAUCACGGCUGGUUCUUACCGCUCCCGUUUCUAUCUUUCUAUUAUUAACACCCUCCUGCAGUCAUUCCAACGCCAAAUCGAUGAUUUAGUGGCCAAGUACGUUGCAUUGGGGGGGCGUCCAUUUUGUCACUUCCUUCAGUCCUUGUAUUUUAUUUUAUUUUAUUUUUUUUAUUUUUUUGUGUGUGCGCCCCCGCAGAGGCGGUCGGCAUGGUGGGCGUGCGUCGUUUACCUGUUAGCGUUUGUCGCUUGUGUCGGGGUUCCCCUGAAAACAGGAGCUGCGGUUCCUCGCAACGCCUUUCUGGGACUCUUCCCGUCUCUCGGUUGCGACCCUCCGCCGGCCGCCGAUCUGUAACGCUCGUCCUGAGCUAGGGGAGCAGCUAGAGAAUUGGUGAUUCCAUCGAUCCAUUUAAGCAAGCGACUUUUCUGAUUUACCGAUGGAUGUGAAAGAAGGGCUACCGGGUCGAACGUGGACGGGUUCUUCAUAGGAUGCCCGUUAUUACAGUGAUGGGUUCAGUUUCUAUCCUUCAACAAAUGUUGAUGGUUUUCCAAAGUAAAAGCAGAUGUUUGCAAAUGUCUUAAGAUAUGUUUACGGACUGCUUUCAUGGAGGCCUAACCCAAUCUGUCGAAAAUGUAAGUUAAAGGCUCGAAGCAAUUUAUUGAUCAACGAAUGAGAUGGUUGUCAAAAUAUUGCGAGGCCGCCGCCGGUGUUGUCGGACGAAUCGAAAUUGGUCGCGCGCGGCCGUUUAGUUUGAGGGGGAAUCCCGCUCCGUCUUGAUUGCUGGUGCUGAUGUUUGUGUUUUUGUGCCGUGGCCCUAACCCUUUCUCCUUUCUCCUUUGUCCUUUCUUUUCUCUCUGUCUGUCUGUCUGUAUUCCUUUGUUUUAAUUUUUUUAUUUUUUAGAACUCCUCUCCCUGCCUGUCCUCUCAUCAUUAGCCUAGCAUGUCUUCAUGACGUUGAAAGGCGAGGCGCGCUCCCCGCCGUCCUCCUCCUCCCCAUCUUCACCGCCGCCGCCAUUGUUGUCUGUGAUGUCUUUCUAAGCUCGCCUGACCAAUCGUUGGCCCCCGCACCGCCCCGCCCCGCCCCGCCCACUCAGCACAACCUCGUUUCUUGUUUCUGCAUGCGUGUUCAUCAUCGUUUUCUUUUGUACUGAAAUGUGACGGAUGGGAGAGAGGUCAAGCAAAAUUAAUGUGAAAACGUACCUACGUUCAACUUUUUGUUUCCAUUGAAUGUUUUUAAAAACCUGUGGGAUUUCUUUCUUUUUUUUUUUUUUUUUUUAACCAUUUCUUUUUAAUACCUCUCUCGGUAAGGUUCAAUACAGGGAUCGGCACGCCGGCUGUGCUAUUUGGUGCCAUUAGCAAUAUGUUCAAGAAAACAAAAGGCUUGGAAACCACUUUUCUUUUUCUUUUCUUUAUUUUUGUAGUUUUUCUCCUUGACCAGUAAAACUCCGUCUCGUCGCUCUUAACAAGCUGCGCAUUAAGCGGGCAGUGUGAAGAUGAUUAUUAUUAGUAUUUUCUUCUCCACGAAGUCUACUUAAAAAGUCGAUUUUGUUUUUCAUUUCCACGACUAUUCAGUGUGUGUAGUAUUUUGUUAACUACCGAUGGCACAAUAAAAGGUACAUUGGCUCA
Syngnathoides biaculeatus (alligator pipefish) is the source of this 3845-nucleotide messenger RNA. Its product is annotated as CUGBP Elav-like family member 2. Gene Ontology annotation, biological process: regulation of alternative mRNA splicing, via spliceosome; mRNA splice site recognition. Bases 224 to 1786 code for a protein of 520 amino acids. The transcript is spliced from 13 exons. Gene Ontology annotation, cellular component: ribonucleoprotein complex; cytoplasm; nucleus. Gene Ontology annotation, molecular function: mRNA 3'-UTR binding. The record is from RefSeq and is a predicted model, not a curated record. Lineage: Eukaryota; Metazoa; Chordata; Actinopteri; Syngnathiformes; Syngnathidae.